UGAUAUCCAAAAGAAAACAAAACUUUCGUUUAGCAUAACAUACAAUUGUAUACAAAACAAAGUUUGUUUGCCAGCUAAACAUUUUAGUUAUUAUUUUCACAUCUUUAAUUAGUCUAGUUUAAAAAAAAAAUACAUAACUAAAAGUUUUGAAAUUUGAUUUUCAUAUUAUCUGGUGUAUAUAAAAUAUGUUCUAUAAAUUUUAAAUGUGGUUUAGAUAUAAUUUUAUUAAAUUUUAGCAAAAUACAGUAUAUAUAAGUGUUAAAAAAUGUAGAGAUAAUUCUAUUGUGAAUAUAAAGAGAACAAUACACAAUUGUUUGUUUGUACUUAUAUAUAAUUAUUAAUUUAUAAUUUCUGAGGGGCAAUAUAUUACAUAGGAUUUCUUAACAAAAUAAUUAUCUUAUCGAUUUUUGACAUAUUUUGAUAAUAAGAUAAUUUGGGAACAAAUAUUAACAAAAGAGAAAGUCAAAUUUCCUUGUUGAUAAUAAGAUAAUUUGGGAACAAAUAUUAACAAAAAAAGAAAGUCAAAGUUCCUUUUGGAUAUUAGAUUCCUUUAUAUAUUAAAAAUGAUAUGUUUUUCUUAAAUAAUAUGUUUUAAAUAUAAAAACAAAUACUAACAAAAAGAAAGUCAAAUAAAAUAAGAUGAUAAUAAGAUAAUUUGGAAACAAAUAUUAACAAAAAAGGAAGUCAAAUAAAAUAUAUUAAUAAUGAUAUUUUAAUAAUUAAAUUAAUAUUAUCAUUGUAAUUAUGAAAGGUAUUGCCUUUUGAUAAUAAGGUGAUUUGGAAACAAAUACUAACAAAAAGAAAGUUGAAUAAUACAUUAAUAAUGAUAUUUAAAUAAUUUAUUAGUUGUUAUCAUUGUAGUUAACAUUAUAAUAAUUAGUUUAAUAGCGAUACAUAUGAAACUGAUUUUUUAAAUAAUAUUAUAGAAAUGUUUAGAUGAAAUUUGUUUUUCUAAGAACUCUAAGAUAAUUUUAUUAAUGAUAUAUAACAUAAUUCACAUGUUAUUACGGUUCUCAAUUAAUAUAUAAGAGAUUACACGAAAUACUUUUGGAAGUUUCAUGGAGGCAAAAGUUUUCAGCAAACGAUCCAGUAUGUAACAUGUAAUUUUUGUUUUCAUCUUGACUAAUAGAGAUUCCUUCAACGUUAGAUGUUUUUCCAUUUUCACUAUAAAACUGUAUAAUACUUCAUUCUUGACGGGCUAACUCAAAAAACACAAGUCUCUGUCAUCUGUCUUCUCCUUCUUCUCUGUUUCAUCGUUUUGUACUUUUCUCCAGCUAACCUUAGGCUUUUGGGGGACCAUCUUCUCGUCCAGAACAUGGCUUCCCCGAACGAAAACGAAAGCGACGAGUUUCCCAUGCUUCGUCAAUUUCCAGAAGCAAGAUCUCGUGCUUUACACUCGAGGAAUCGUAGCAUUUCCUUCUCUGAUUCAACUUACUCCAGUAACAGAGUUGAAAACUCAAGUGGCCCUCGUCGAACACAGAGUAGACCAUCUCCUUCCGUGCACAUGAGUGGUCCUCUUUACGAUACUCGUAGACCUGAUCAGUCUUUCUUCCCUCCCUCUCCUGUUCAACCUCCUGCAUCCUCCCUCUCCUCCUCUACCGUUGAUAUUCCUUCCGAAGAAGUUGUUGAAGCCCUCUUGAAAAACGCAAAUCUAUUGAAAUCUGGACAGCUAGGGAUGUGUAACGAUCCUUACUGUACUACUUGUCCUUCUUACUACAACCUCCAAGCUGCUCAGUUUCACACUUACGGAGUAGUUUCUGACUCUAGGACCCAAGUAAAUGUUACACACAACCGCCAAGCUCUGCAUGAUUAUGAUAGAGGCUGGGCUAAGCUGUUUGCUUCCUAUGUUCGUAGAUGCGUACCUGGAAUCAUAAAUCCUCAUUCCAAAUUCGUUCAAAUGUGGACUCGUUUCUUAGCCUUUUCAUGCUUGCUGUCUAUCUUUAUAGAUCCUGCCUUCGUUUACCUCUUAUUAAUCAGAGAUGACAACAAAUGCACAGAUAUUGAUUGGCCUAAGGCGACAUUAUUUUUGUUUCUGAGAAGUAUGUCGGAUUUUAUAUUCUUCAUUAACAUUCUUCUUCAGUUUCGGUUGGCUUACGUAGCUCCUGAGUCUAGAAUAGUUGGUGCUGGCCAGUUAGUUGAUCAUCCAAGAAAAAUUGCUUGUAAUUACUUGCGAGGCAAGUUUUUUCUUGACGUGGUGAUAGUCUAUCCUGUCCCACAGCUGAUGAUAUUAUCGAUACUACCCAAGUCAGAAUUCGAGGAGAACGCUAUAAUUGGCAUAUUUCUAUUCCAGUACAUUCCAAAGCUAUACAGGCUUCUUCCACUUAUUGCUGGACAAACACCGACCGGGUUCAUCUUUGAGUCAGCUUGGUCUAAUUUUAUAAUUAAUCUUCUCACCUUCAUUCUUGCUGGUCAUGCUGUUGGUUCUUUCUGGUAUCUUGCAGGGCUCCAGAGAGUUAACAAAUGCUUGUUACAAGCUGGGAAUUUUACGAUGGAUGAACGUAGAUAUCUUAUAGACUGUACUUCUGGGGAAAGCUAUCUACGAGCUCUCUGGAGAGAUAGUGAGAGUGUUAAUGCUUGUUUUCAAGACGGUGGAUUUUCAUUUGGGAUCUAUUUGAAUGCAGCCAAUCUUACCACUCAACGUAAUAUCUUCACAAGAUUCAGUUUCUCUCUGUUUUGGGGAUUCCAGCAAAUAAGCACACUUGCUGGAAACCAAACCCCAAGUUACUCAGUAGGGGAGGUUUACUUUACAAUGGGCAUCAUCGGACUAGGGCUUUUGCUUUUUGCGCGGCUUAUCGGUAACAUGCAUAACUUCCUUCAAGCUCUUGAUAGAAGGAGGACGGAAAUGAUGCUGAGACAGCGUGAUGUGGAGCAGUGGAUGAGCCAUAGACUGUUGCCAGACGAUAUAAGGAAGAGGGUGCGAGAGGCUGAGCGGUUCAAUUGGGCUGCUACUAGAGGAGUUAAAGAGGAGCUGAUUUUUGAGAAUAUGCCUGAUGAUAUUCAGAGAGAUAUAAAACGCCAUCUCUUCAAGUUUCUCAAGAAGGUGUGGAUAUUUUCUUUGAUGGAUGAAUUGAUCUUAGAUGCCAUCCGUGAGAGGCUGAAACAAAGGAGGUACAUAAGGAGUAGCACGGUGUUGCGCCGUAAAGGUCUAGUUGAGAAAAUGGUAUUCAUAGUGAGAGGUGAGAUGGAGAGCAUUGGGGAAGACGGUUCUGUUCUGCCAUUGUCAGAAGGAGACGUUUGUGGUGAAGAACUCCUCACUUGGUGCCUCGAACGCUCUUCGGUAGACCCUGAUGGGACGAGAAUAAAGAUGCCGACAAAAGGUUUGGUUAGCAACAGAAGUGUUAGGUGUGUGACAAACGUGGAGGCGUUUUCGCUGAGUGUAGCAGAUCUUGAAGAUGUAACGAGUUUGUUCUCUAGAUUCCUAAGGAGCAAUCGAGUGCAAGGAGCCAUAAGGUAUGAGUCUCCUUAUUGGAGGCUACGAGCAGCUAUGCAGAUUCAAGUGGCUUGGAGAUACCGAAGGAAACGACUUGAGAGAAAAAAACAGAAUGGUGACAUAGAUGAGUGAUGUGCCUGAAGGGUAUCGGUUAAGUUGGUCAUUUCUUCCAGUGAGGAAACAACUUGAUGCAUGUGGAAGCAGCUAGUUGGAGAAAAAUAGUUUACAUUGGAUUCAUUAGAAUAGUUGUGUAAAUUCUAAUGUGCAAUGUCUAUGGUGUUCCAAUAACAAACAUCAAUAUAGUGUUUAUCAGCACUGAAUUAGAUACUCUCCCAUUUAGUUAAUACUAGGGGCGAGACCCCGCGCAAGCGCGGAGAUAUUGACUUUUUCUGUAUCUACAGUAAGCUUUUUUUCUUAACUUUAUAGUUUCUGGAGUUUGUGAAGUUUUUUUUGUGAAAAAGGUAGUUCGUGAAUUUGUUAUUGAAACUGUGCAGCAGGUGCGGGUAAAACUGUAUAUUAUGUGUUUCAUGAAUAUUUUUUGGUAAAUCGUAAGUCGUUUUAUGUAGCUAGAACUGGUUAUAUUGUGGUGAAUUUAUGAGUUUGUUGUUUUUAGUGUUCAAAUGGCUUAUCCCUAAGGUACGAAUAUAUGUUUGUUGCUCCUUUGAAUUUGUUUAAUUUUGUUUUGUUAAUUGUUUAUGUGUGUUACGUUUAGUUGAUUGUUUUGGUGCGUUUUAUUUUUUUUGCAAGGAAGACUAUUUUUAAUUUCAUUGCAGAGCAAGUGACUGAAAUUGCAUCCAUUAUAAUUUUAUACUGUAAUCUAUAUUUUUUUAAUCUUAAUUUUAACUCAGAGAAUAUUAAAAAAUUCAUGUUUACAUAACCGACGUUUAUGAAUUAAACUUUACUGAUUUAUAAAGUUGGAGAUAUUGGUU
This is a messenger RNA of Brassica rapa (field mustard), 4359 nucleotides long. Its product is annotated as putative cyclic nucleotide-gated ion channel 19. Gene Ontology annotation, biological process: monoatomic ion transport; transmembrane transport. NCBI's taxonomy places the organism in Eukaryota, Viridiplantae, Streptophyta, Magnoliopsida, Brassicales, Brassicaceae. The record is from RefSeq and is a predicted model, not a curated record. Gene Ontology annotation, cellular component: membrane. Gene Ontology annotation, molecular function: monoatomic ion channel activity.